AUGUUGACCGCUGUACUCCUCCUGGCCAACCUGGCUGCCACCGCGGCCCUGGUGCACCAUCUCGACGACAACCUGCCCGUGGUGCGAUUCCGUCUGUUGACCACCUUCAUCACUAUAUCUGCCGUACAGCUCUUUUUCUACGGCCUGUGGAAGAUCUUCCUGAAGCCCCUCUGCUUCUCGCCAUUCAAGCACCUGCCAAAACCUCCGCUGGAUAAAUGGCCAUUUCCACGAGAUCAUGGACAUGGGAAAUGGAUGGGUUCAAUCCCCAACAACGGCAUAAUCCACUGCCGCGGCCUCCUAAACGGCGAGCGCCUCGUCGUCUCCUCCCAAACCGCCCUCGCCAAAAUCGCCAGCGACAACUAUACCUUCAUCAAGCCCAUGGCGAUUAAACUGCUCGCCGGCCGCGUCCUGGGCAUGGGGCUCGUCCUCACCGAGCGCGACGAGCACAAGCAGCAGCGCAAGCUAUUUCUCCCGCCAUUCGCACCCAAGCAUAUCCGCGAUCUGUACCCGGUUUUCUGGGCGAAGGCUUGUGAGGUUACGCAUGUUAUGGCUGCAACUAUCUCCAAGGAGGAGAAUGGUGUUGAGAAAGAUAAUGGAGGGAUUGAGAUUGGAGAGUGGGCGGCGCGCGUUGCACUGGAUAUCAUCACCCUCUCAGCCAUGGGGAAAGACUUUGGCUCUGUCAGUGAUGCACAUGCACCUCUGGCUAAAGUCUACCAUGCCGUGCUGCAGCCAACACUGGGCCACGUCGUUGUAGCAAUCUUGAAGAACUUCUUCCCGGCGCGGCUGGUCGAGGCUCUCCCGCUGAAAGCGAACGAGGACCAGGGGAGUGCGUACGAGACAAUCCGCGGUGUCUGCAGGGACUUACUACACAGCAAGAAAGCGCAGAUGGCAGACGGACAGGAACUAAAGGGUCGGGAUAUCCUUAGUGUGUGUUUACGGUAUGAAGAGAUUGCAGGCGUAGACGAGGACGAGGUUCUCAACCAGAUGACGACGAUCCUGGGCGCGGGCCACGAGACUAUCUCAGUGGGGAUUACCUGGGCGAUCUAUAUGCUGUGUCUGCACCGGGACUGGCAGGUGAGACUGCGCGAGGAGGUGCGUGCUACUGUUCCUUCGCCGGGUUCAAGUUCAACGGAAACAAUGAGCAGUGCGCAUGUCGAGCGGAUGCCUCUGCUAAGAGCGUUCCUCGAGGAGGUUCUGCGGUGGUAUCCGCCUAUCCCGAUGACGAUGCGUGAGCCGCUGGUUGAUACGGAGCUGGAUGGGCUGUAUGUGCCCAAGGGUACGCGCAUUGUCGUCCCGAUCAAGGCGAUCAACCGCGAGGAGAAGUUCUGGGGUGCGGAUGCGAAGCGGUUUAACCCGGGGCGGUGGCUGAGAGAGGGAUCUGGAGGACAUGAGUUCAACUCGACCGGCGGCGUGUUGAAUAAAUAUGGCUAUCUGACAUUUAACCAUGGCCCGCGGAGCUGUGUUGCGGCGGAGUUUGCGCGUGCGGAGAUGGCGUGCGUGGUGGCGGCUUGGGUUGGGCGGUUUGAUCUGGAUCUGGCGGACGAACGAUUUCGAAAUGAAGAAAAUAUGAAGACGUCGAAUGGGAAUUUCUCAGGAAAGCCGUUGGAGGGGCUGUAUGUGCGAGUGAAGGUGGUGGAUGGGUGGUGA
Messenger RNA from Aspergillus versicolor CBS 583.65, 1647 nucleotides. RefSeq names its product cytochrome P450. Lineage: Eukaryota; Fungi; Ascomycota; Eurotiomycetes; Eurotiales; Aspergillaceae. Gene Ontology annotation, molecular function: heme binding; iron ion binding; oxidoreductase activity, acting on paired donors, with incorporation or reduction of molecular oxygen. Bases 1 to 1647 code for a protein of 548 amino acids. The record is from RefSeq and is a predicted model, not a curated record. The transcript has 3 exons.